AUGGCUGAGGAGUUUCACCCGGUAGGCUCAGCGUCGUUGCACGAGGAAGACAUUGAGGAGAUUUGCAACCAGCCCUGCAUUAGAUGCCCACAGCACAAGUACAUUAUAUCCAUAACCACGGGCGAAUCGUUCUACGAAGCGGUCGAAAUCGUGGUGGACAAGGAAACAAACCGGCGGAAGAUCCGGUCUCUGGGUUGGAAGUCCAAGGGGAUCAUGCAGCGCACCCAUAGUGUGAAGGUGGAGAACGGCACUGUGUACGUCCAGUUGAGCGACCCUUCAGAGCCUCUUCCAUCUGAUAAAUACGCCUAUCUGUGA
Theileria orientalis strain Shintoku is the source of this 315-nucleotide messenger RNA. RefSeq lists its product as hypothetical. Gene Ontology annotation, molecular function: 2 iron, 2 sulfur cluster binding. The transcript is spliced from 2 exons. NCBI's taxonomy places the organism in Eukaryota, Apicomplexa, Aconoidasida, Piroplasmida, Theileriidae. Bases 1 to 315 code for a protein of 104 amino acids. The record is from RefSeq and is a predicted model, not a curated record.